Cynocephalus volans (Philippine flying lemur) is the source of this 1682-nucleotide messenger RNA. It is a transcript of the gene SNX2, whose product is annotated as sorting nexin 2. Gene Ontology annotation, biological process: early endosome to Golgi transport; intracellular protein transport. The transcript has 15 exons. NCBI's taxonomy places the organism in Eukaryota, Metazoa, Chordata, Mammalia, Dermoptera, Cynocephalidae. The record is from RefSeq and is a predicted model, not a curated record. Bases 8 to 1567 code for a protein of 519 amino acids. Gene Ontology annotation, cellular component: endosome; retromer complex; endosome membrane. Gene Ontology annotation, molecular function: phosphatidylinositol binding.
AGCGAAGAUGGCGGCGGAGAGGGAGCCUCCUCCGCUGGGGGACGCGAAGUCCACCGACUUUGAGGACCUGGAGGACGGAGAGGACCUGUUCACCAGCACUGUCUCCACCCUAGAGUCAAGUCCAUCAUCUCCAGAACCAGCCAGCCUUCCUGCAGAAGAUAUUAGUGCAAAUUCCAAUGGCCCAAAACCCACAGAAGUUGUGCUAGAUGAUGACAGAGAAGAUAUUUUUGCAGAAGCCACAGAAGAAGUUUCUUUGGACAGCCCAGAAAGGGAACCUAUCCGCUCCUCGGAACCUUCUCCUGCAGUCACACCUGUCACCCCAACUGCACUCAUUGCUCCUAGAAUUGAAUCAAAGAGUAUGUCUGCUCCUGUGAUCUUUGAUAGAUCCAGGGAGGAGAUUGAAGAAGAAGCAAAUGGAGAUAUUUUUGAUAUAGAAAUUGGUGUAUCAGAUCCAGAGAAAGUUGGUGAUGGCAUGAAUGCUUACAUGGCAUAUAGAGUAACAACAAAGACUUCUCUUUCCAUGUUCAGUAAGAAUGAAUUUUCAGUUAAAAGAAGAUUCAGUGACUUUCUUGGUUUGCAUAGCAAAUUAGCAAGCAAGUAUUUACAUGUUGGUUAUAUUGUGCCACCAGCUCCAGAAAAGAGUAUAGUAGGCAUGACCAAGGUCAAAGUGGGUAAAGAAGAUUCAUCAUCCACUGAGUUUGUAGAAAAGCGGAGAGCAGCUCUUGAAAGGUAUCUUCAAAGAACAGUAAAACAUCCAACUUUACUACAGGAUCCUGACUUAAGGCAGUUCUUGGAAAGUUCAGAGCUGCCUAGAGCAGUUAAUACACAGGCUCUGAGUGGAGCAGGAAUAUUGAGGAUGGUGAACAAGGCUGCCGACGCUGUCAACAAAAUGACAAUCAAGAUGAAUGAAUCGGAUGCAUGGUUUGAAGAAAAGCAGCAGCAAUUUGAGAAUCUGGAUCAGCAACUUAGGAAACUUCAUGCCAAUGUUGAAGCCUUGGUCUGUCAUAGAAAAGAACUUUCAGCUAACACAGCUGCCUUUGCUAAAAGUGCUGCCAUGUUAGGUAAUUCUGAGGAUCAUACUGCUUUAUCUAGAGCUUUGUCUCAGCUUGCAGAGGUUGAGGAGAAGAUAGACCAGUUACAUCAAGAACAAGCUUUUGCUGACUUUUACAUGUUUUCAGAACUUCUUAGUGACUACAUUCGUCUUAUUGCUGCAGUGAAAGGUGUGUUUGACCAUCGAAUGAAAUGCUGGCAGAAAUGGGAAGAUGCUCAAAUUACUUUGCUCAAAAAACGUGAAACUGAGGCAAAAAUGAUGGUUGCUAACAAACCAGAUAAAAUACAGCAAGCUAAAAAUGAAAUAAGAGAGUGGGAGGCAAAAGUACAACAAGGAGAAAGAGAUUUUGAACAGAUCUCUAAAACAAUUCGAAAAGAAGUGGGAAGAUUUGAGAAAGAACGAGUGAAGGAUUUUAAAACUGUUAUCAUCAAAUACUUAGAAUCAUUAGUACAAACACAACAACAGCUGAUAAAAUACUGGGAAGCAUUCCUACCUGAAGCCAAAGCCAUUGCCUAGCAAUAAGAUUAUUCCUGUUGAGAAGACCUUGGAUGUUUGUUCCAGUUAUGCUGAAUUCCACAGUUAAAUCAUUUAAAACCAUCUAAAUAAAACACUAUAUAUUUUAUGAAUUACA